Messenger RNA from Dermacentor albipictus, 895 nucleotides. RefSeq lists its product as uncharacterized. NCBI's taxonomy places the organism in Eukaryota, Metazoa, Arthropoda, Arachnida, Ixodida, Ixodidae. The record is from RefSeq and is a predicted model, not a curated record.
AGUGGGAGAAGAUUGCUGAAGGAUUUUCAGCUCGAUGGCAAUUCCCCAAUUGCUUGGGGGCUGUCGAUGGAAAACAUGUAGCAAUCACAUGCCCACCAAAUUCUGGGAGUAAUUACUUCAACUACAAGGGAACAUAUUCAAUUGUACUCAUGGCUGUCGUUGACAGCAGUUGCAAGUACGUGCUUGUUGAUGUGGGGGCUGAAGGUCGCGUGAGCGACGGAGGCGUAUUUAAACACUCUGCAUUUGGCAAGGCCCUUGUCAAUGGAGACCUCAAUAUACCCUCACUUGGCCUGCUCCCAGGAACUACCACAGCUUUACCCCACGUCUUCGUUGGGGAUGAAGCUUUUCAGUUAAGGAAAGACUUUAUGCGCCCAUUUCCUUCCAAGCAACUUGAGGAUGAAAGAAGAGUCUUCAACUACAGGUUGAGCCGAGCAAGACGGUGUGCUGAAAACGCGUUCGGGAUCACAGCAGCAAGGUGGCGUAUCCUACUGCGGACCAUUAACUUGCUCCCCACAAACGUGGACUUUGUUGUCAAGGCUGCCUGUGUCUUGCACAACUUCCUAACUGUCCUCAAUCCACAGUCGGACAAUUACAGUGAUAAAGAGGACAAGUUUGGAAACGUUGUAGCAGGACACUGGCGCGAAAGCAUCCAAGCUGCGUUGGGAGACGACAGAAUGCAACAGUUUACCCCCCUUCAGUCAACACGAUCGAGAAACUACGACAGUGAAGCUGCACAUGCCAGGAACCUCUUUGCAGCCUAUUUUUGCAGCAAAGUAGGUGAGGUUCCAUGGCAGUGGCACCAACCAGGUGUUUCCAAAGAAGGCGCUUUGAAGCGUCUACGUGAGCAGCAGUUCUACCAGCUGCAAUGAUGGUGAGCAUUUCCUCGAAAGAGCAA